AGGAGGCGCCGACUAAAUCAGCCUCGUAGGGCUGACUUCACUGGUGGGGUUAGGCAACCUCGAACAUGGAAAUAAUCUUCAACAAACCACGCAUUUCGUGACAACCUCGAUUGUAUCCAUGCAGGCCUCUGUAUUCAACCUGUCCCUCUCUUCCAAACACAACCAUGCCUAGCUCAAAGAAAUCAAGUCGAGGAACCUCCGUAGCGAGCGAUUUCAGCCAAGCCCUCCAAGAAACCCCCGCAUUUGAACCAAUGCGAUACACUGCAAACUACAUAAGGAUGGCACAGCUCGAACUCAGUGCCUCUGAGUUUCAGGAUCUCAUGGCUGGGCUUAAAGAGGCAGGGAGACUCCUGCCUGAGAAUUUUGAUCCAGACAAGGAACCGUGGCCACCGGAGGCAGAAGAGGUGAAUCAAAGGGUGGAGGAAAUGUUGAAAAUUUAUGAUAAUCUUGCUGGGUGCUUCAAACAGUUUGUGCAAAGUGCACAGGCUGCGGGUGCGGGUAUGGGUGUCAAGCGCCAGCAGUAAUGGUGUAGGAAAUAUGGCUAGGUUACUGGCGUUGAUAAAUGAAGAUAGUUGUUAGGUUUUCUUGAAAUUAUGUUAUUAAAUAUCUGAUUUGAGCCACAGAGUUGCAACAACUCGUUACUAAUAACAGACCCUAGAACUUUCGUC
Messenger RNA from Fusarium odoratissimum NRRL 54006, 668 nucleotides. RefSeq lists its product as uncharacterized. NCBI's taxonomy places the organism in Eukaryota, Fungi, Ascomycota, Sordariomycetes, Hypocreales, Nectriaceae. The coding region runs from base 165 to 524 and encodes 119 amino acids. The record is from RefSeq and is a predicted model, not a curated record. The transcript has 2 exons.